Messenger RNA from Histoplasma mississippiense, 759 nucleotides. RefSeq lists its product with no specific name. Gene Ontology annotation, molecular function: cysteine-type peptidase activity; deNEDDylase activity. Lineage: Eukaryota; Fungi; Ascomycota; Eurotiomycetes; Onygenales; Ajellomycetaceae. The record is from RefSeq and is a predicted model, not a curated record. The transcript has 6 exons. The coding region runs from base 1 to 759 and encodes 252 amino acids. Gene Ontology annotation, biological process: proteolysis.
AUGCUGCUCAACAAGUUCUGGAAUAGCAUUUCGGCUAUGAGCUACAGUGCUGACUCCUUGCAGUCGAGUCCCGAUGAUGCAUAUCUAAGCUUAACUAACGAGGACGUACAUACCCUUAAGACGGAUUGGCUGACAGAUAAUGUUAUUGCGUUCUGGGAAGAGUAUCUUGAACGUGAAUUCCUCAUAAACUAUCAAUCUGCCAACAUUGUCCUGCUCCGUCCAAGCAUGUCUUUUAUGCUGCUUCAGACCCCAGAUCCCCGUACGCUCCGCGAAGCACUACCCGACUUCACAAAGACCAGUCACGUCUUCCUCCCGAUCAACGACUGCCGCAAUGUCAACGAGGCCGAAGGCGGCACUCACUGGUCUCUCCUGCUCGUAUCCGUCGUUGAUGGCGUUGCCUUCCACUAUGACUCACUCCCGCCUGGAAACUGCGAGGAAGCACUACAAGCCACGCUGAAGCUGUCUCACCUCCUAAACAGGCAGCUAUGCUACAUCAACCUCGACGACUCGCCGGUCCAGGAGAACAGCAGUGACUGCGGCGUCUUCGUAUGCCUGCACAUGCGCCAGCUGCUCCUGAAACGGCUGUUGAUGGCCAACUCGUCGGAAAAAAUCAGCAUGAGCCUCGGAGGCACCAGAGUGAAUGCGAGCAACGGGCGCAAGGAGAUAGUGCGCAUCAUCGAGCGGCUCAGGAAGAAGGGAGAACGGCGAAGAUCGUUAAGCGUAAAUACCAAUAUAAACUCUGACGAUUCUAUUUUUUAG